Molecule: messenger RNA, 1891 nt
Organism: Drosophila navojoa
Lineage: Eukaryota; Metazoa; Arthropoda; Insecta; Diptera; Drosophilidae
Source: RefSeq, a predicted model, not a curated record
AAUUCUUUCGAUUAGUUUUAUUGUUUCGUCAACUGAGACACAAUAAUAUUAUUGAUAAGUUUGCGGAAUUGUAAGAUAUUCAAUUUGGACAAUGAGUACGGCACGUUUUGCCCGUUCGGGGCGCGUUAGAAUCUGUAUUCUGAUGAGCAUGUUUGUUGUUGUGAUUAUGAUGAUUGUCAUUUACCACAUGUCCCAACAGCAACUUGACGAGACCAGAGUUUUUCGCCUGCACUGCGAACAAAAACAGGAGGAAUUGAGCUUAAGGCUGCAAUCACUCACGGAAAACAAACAAGCAGCAGAGAAAAAUGUGGAGCUGUUACGUGCUGAAAAGCAAAGCAUACAGGAUGACUAUGAAAAGCAACAGGAUGUAGAGAGAACGCUUCAGCAGAAGUACGAUGUGCAAGUUAAUAGGUACAAAGUACUCGAGGCCAAGCAUAACGAAUUGCUAACUGAAAGCGCAAAAAUCAAGAAGAAGCACAUCGAAGACACAACUACGUUGCUGGAACAGUUGCAAAAGCUACAACAGAACAACAAACAGCAGGAGGCAACCAUCUGGAAGGAAAAGUACGAGACAUUACUGAAAGAAUCUGAGCACAAAACGCAUACACUGGAGCAAGCGCUUGAAAAACUAAAUGCACAGUGUAAAUCUGAGGCUCCGGCGCAGGCACAAUCACAACCAAAACAACAACUGGUUAAGCCAAUUGACUCUUUAACUGCCGAUACAACGUCCGGUCAUCAGUCAAGUCCCGCCCAACCGGCGCACAGCAUUGAGAAGCCGCGCAACGAUAAGUCCUUCAACGAGCAAGUACAAGUGAGUCAAGGGCUGUACAGAAUUGGUAUCGCCAAGCCCAGCCAGGCAACUAACACAACAACUAAACCCCAUGGUGUCGGUACGGAGCAGCGGCUAGAACUGCAACGGCAACUGCAACAACAGCAACCAUUGCAGCGCUUCGAUGUUCGCAACAAUCAUAGCCUCAUACUAAACUCUGUUGAAAAUUUUCAGAUUGUGCCCAAACCGCUUAAAACGUUAGCUGAUGAAACAAACAAACAACAGCAGCAAGAGCAGCCCGAGUUGGCUGCAGCUGGUUCAGCUGUUUCGCCACUAAGUGCACCGCGCAAAUCUAACUCUAGUACUCCGAAUUCCGAAGUAUCCCCAAAUGCUUCAGUUGCGCCCAAGGCUUUGGGAAGCAGCAGUAGUGGUCAGCCGCCAUUGGUCAUGCCACCAGCGAAACCAUCAGCGGAAGUCAAGGCUGAACGUAAGCUGCCGGAGAAUGUUGCGCCCAUUCCAGACAACUUCGAUGGCAAAGCCGAUGGAGCUGCAGACGUAGACACGGCAGCCGAAGAAUUCCCAAAAAACGAGAACAAUAAUCGGUAUUCCAAUGUCGUGAACGAUCUGGAGACUAACAAAAAUCAAGGAGCACUUGAUUCUGGAGCGCAUGAAGUGAAAGAUGCGUUAAACGAACAGAACUUCAAUUUACCUGGCGCCGAGCAUAAUUUAUUUGAUGGUGAUCUCGCUGGUGCGCAUGGAGCUGAAGCGGAUAACAAAAUGCUCGCUGCCGAUGCAGCCGCUGUUGGCGGUGGUGGCGGCGAUGACGAUGACGACGUCAUUCUUGGAGAUGUAGCUGUGAAGCAGCCGCAGCAUUUGCUGGAGAAUGACAAUUUAAACAAUGAAAUCGCUGGGGAUCAGGGCAAGGAAUUUGGUGAGGCUGUUCAUCUGGACGAUGGCAUGGAUGAAGAUCAAGACGAGGAUGACUACAACAUGCCGGCACGCAAGCCUGGCGCAGAUUCGCCCGUUAGAAAUUAGAUGAUUCACUAUAGAUUUAAUAAUGGCUUACGAUAGGAUUUAAUUAUGGCAUCUCUCUGGCAGUUUUGGUUAGUUCUUUUUGAUAAA